AUGGCAUCUCCACCUCCGAGGCAUCAGGUCUUCCUUGUCUUCGACUACUUAGUCAGGCACGGUUACCUAACCACCGCUAGCGCCAUGGCCAGACCCGCUGUGGACGCGCCAGCUCAAACCUCCGCCAUCCCUGCCACCUCUUGCCCCUCCUCGCCUUCCACCACCUCCGUUCCUGUCGACGAAGACGAGGCGCCUUCGAAAGACCCACCCAACUCCAAGCUUUCGCCUACCUUGCUGCAUUCCAACGGUCUUAAGACACACGACUCUACAACUGAUGAGACGGACGACGCCGAAGCAGCCAAGUCUUCGGUGGCCUCCACCGACGUCGAAUCGCCGUCUCAGCAGGUGUGGGAGUGCGGCGGUGGUGACCGCUGGCCAGAGUCGCCAGCUGAGGCAAACCAGCGAAUCCGAUUGGCUGAGCUGAUUCGUCAAGGUCACUACCUACAAGCAAUCUCCCAGUUAACCAAGAACUACCCCAGUCUCAUUCAGGCCAUGCCUUCGAUUGUCUUCAUGCUUCGUUGUCGCUACUUCAUCGAGAUGGUGGGUCGCGUAUCUGAUUGGCUACCUGCUCUCGUGCCGGUCCUAACAGAUGAUUGCAGCCUAUUUGCAAAUCAGCACCCACCCACGGAGGCUAAUGGUGAUUUCACACACAAGGCAUCACCGGCCAAGGCUACAUCUGCUCCACCCAAUCCAGAUUGUCGAAAGGCAGCGAAGGGCACAAGAACCUUUAAACGCACUCAACCCUCAAGUUCACCCGAAUGCUCACCCUGCGGUGGCGGCGGCAACUGCCUCAGACAGUCCGCAGCCCUUCGCCGUAAGUGCGAGGUAACCAAUGGCAGCCUAAACGGCGGCGGCAGCGGGAACCUAGUUGAAGGCGAUGAUGACGACGACGAAGAAGGCGGUUUAUUUAAGGAGAACCUGCCUGUUGCGUGCGCCUACCAAGAAAAUGGCAGCAUUGCUGUUGUGCAGGCAACUCGGUGUGUUCAGAACGGUGUAUCCACAUUGACGAAGGAGAAAACGCGAGCAGCAGCAGCCAGAAGUCUUUUCAAGUGUUCCUCCCUGACCUCAGUCGAGAACACAUUAGAGCCACCGGUCCAAAGUGGCGUUGUUCAACAAAACGCCCACGUCCCCUCCACUGUCGCCAUGGAGACGCGUUCCACCAAUGACAGUCCCACUCCGGCUUCGGACUCCUCCCCUCUCCAACAGAGUCCGCUCGAUUUGAACAGUGUGGUGCAGCUGGGAAGGGAGUUGCGAGACAAUGCGCGGGAGUUGCAAGCCAACAAUGCCAUAUCGCCAACCCAGCUGGCUUUACUGCAGGACGCCUUCAGCUUAUUCGCCUACGAAAACCCCUACGAGAGUCCCUUCUCGGAUCUCAUGCAUCCCAAGCACAGAAAAAUGCUCGCCGAGUCCGUUAACAAUGCCAUCCUGGAUCGUGGAGUCGUACUAGGCGUCGUCCGUGUUGCUUUUGUAGUUAAGUUGGGCAAGGCACGGUGCUCCCUGUUGGAAAUCGGUAUUGGCCUGCUGGAGGAGGCGAUGCUUGACGAUCGUGUCGACGGUCGCCUUGCCGUGGACACCGGCGACACGAAGGUCCACUGGAAGCAGCACAACCAGACGAGCACUUCUUCGGCCGGCAGCACUCCCACCCCCUCCCACGCGGCCUCUGCUGCUGCUGCUUAUCCCGCCGCUGCCGCUGCCGCAGCCACCCUCCAAUCGACCGUGCGAAUAUUUGCGCCUUCUUCGAGUCCCCGUUCGAACGCCUCGUCACAGUACAACCGAGGCCACAGACGGCAUCACCACAGCCACCAUCACCAUCAUCGCUCGACGACGACGACGACGUCGGCACUUGUCGUGACGUCGACAUCGACUUCCCAGACCCCCGCACAGGCAUUCCCCCCAGGCACGCCGCACUCCGCUUUGAUCUACCAGCGCUCUCCUUCGUUGUCGACGUCGCCGGCAGGACGUCGGCUGCGCAACACCAUCGUGCAGAGUUCUCCCCACGACGAAGACGGCGUCGUCGACCACUUGCAGGAGGCGUCCACGAGCGGUGGGGUCGAUUGGGGGGAGGAGGUCGCAGGUGACGAGGUCGCGCUGAACUGGGACGAGGCACUUUGCGUACCUCCAGCGCGCAGCGGUCUGGAAAUGGCGGGAUUCUUCCAUCCAGUAUUCUUCGUACCGCGGUCUAAACCUUGA
Molecule: messenger RNA, 2190 nt
Organism: Mesocestoides corti
Lineage: Eukaryota; Metazoa; Platyhelminthes; Cestoda; Cyclophyllidea; Mesocestoididae
Source: the annotation of a GenBank genome assembly